AUGUCGACAAAGCCCGUUAUCUUCUUCGCCGGCGGGGCCUGGCACUCGCCGGAGCACUUCCGGGACAUUCGCGACGAGCUGCACCGGAGGGGCUACGAGACGGACGCCAUGGCGUACCCGUCCGUCGGCGCGGAGCCCCCAACUAAGGGCAUGCACGACGACGCGGCGGCCGUGCGGACCGUGCUGGAGGAGCUCGCGGGCCGCGGCAGGCGCAUCGUGCUCGUCGCGCACUCCUAUGGUGGCUUCGUCGGCGCGGAGGCGGCCAGAGGCUUGGGGUUCGAGCAGCGAGCCCAUGAGGGCAAGGCCGGCGGGAUUGUAGUGUUUGCGUACCUGGCCGCCUUCGUCGGGCAGAAGGGGCAGUCCAUGCUAGGCUUGACGGGCGAUGUAUACCCCCCGUGGACGAAAGUAGAGGACGGCCGCAUCCACGUGGUGGCGCCCACGGAAGCCUUCUACGGAGACGUGGCCCCCGAAGCGAGGGAGAGGGCGAUCGGGCUCCUGCGGCACCAGACGAUCGUGUCGUUUGAGCAGGCGCUGACGUACGAGCCGUGGCGCGACAUGCCGUGUAUGUAUGUCGGCUGCGAGGACGACGGGGCGGUGCCGUUCUUCAUGCAGGAGCAGAUGCAGCAGCUGCUGGGGCCCACGGCGGUCAAGCUGCGGAUGAAAGCCUCGCACUCGCCGUUCCUUUCGCGAAUCGCCGAGACGGCGGAUUGGAUCGAGACGGCGGCGGGGACGGGGCAGGAGGCCGUCGGGGCGUAG
Molecule: messenger RNA, 756 nt
Organism: Colletotrichum higginsianum IMI 349063
Lineage: Eukaryota; Fungi; Ascomycota; Sordariomycetes; Glomerellales; Glomerellaceae
Product: FAD binding domain-containing protein
Exons: 2
Coding region: 1-756 (251 amino acids)
Source: RefSeq, a predicted model, not a curated record